Cladocopium goreaui is the source of this 3642-nucleotide messenger RNA. Lineage: Eukaryota; Dinophyceae; Suessiales; Symbiodiniaceae. The record is from the annotation of a GenBank genome assembly.
AUGCCUCCCCAUUCCUAUGAUGAUGAGAAGGAUGACGUGGUACUCGAUCCCAAGUCACUUGCUGGGAUCUUGGAUUCGUCUGACUACAUCAGAGCUCGCCUGCGGUUCAAGGAGGAGGGGAGGCUUCUUCGGUGGCCAAAGGGCAAAGAUGGGCAGGUGCUAGUGGGAAGCAUUACUAUGGUUUCCGUUGCCCACAACGUGAAGGCACUCACCUUGUUGGCUAAGUAUUGGUGCCCACAAGCCAAACUCAAAAAGAAUGUCAUUGAAGGACCUGACAUUGAGCUUGUGAGAAAGGAGGUGUUCCAAUUGAAGUCUGCAGCAAAGUUUCCCUUGAACCCGGCAUUGCUACAAGUAGAUUCGUGGGGGCUGAAAAAGCUUUUCUCAUAUGCGGGUCGCAAAGCCGGUUUCUGGAAGAACGGGAAGAGCCCUAAGCGACGGGAUCCAGUGGUGGAGGAAUUCUACUCAGAGCUUUUUAAGCACUGGCGUUUGAAGAAGGGAGUGAACAUUCCCUGCGUAGAGAUUGACGAUGACAAGGAUGAUCCCAAUUUUGAUCUUGAUGCCUUGUUCGAGGUGAAGGCUGAGCCAGGGGAAGAGUUAUCAGAUGACGACAGUGAUGUGGAACUCACAGACCAGCAGGACCCCUACAUGGCUGUGAUGGAUUUGACCGAGAACCAGGGAGACAAGACCGACGAAGACAACAAGAACGCAGUUGAUCCACCUGCAGGACAAGCAGUUGAAGCAACCCAGAGAAAAGACCAACAAAGUGAAAGUGGGGAUGCUGUUUCAGUGGGGGUUCCCAAAGGUGAGGUUGCUGCAGAUCCCCAAGAACCUUCAUCUGUGAAAAGUGUCCCUGAAUCUGUUCGUCCCAGCACCACAUGCCCUGCACCAUCAGCUAUCCCAGAGAAGAAGCAGAAUGCAGCUCUUGAUGAAAGAAUUGCCCGCUUGAAGUUACUGUUUGAACUGGCUCAGCGCCGUGCAGCCAAAGCUGGCCACAUCGACACCGUGGACACUCAACCUUUUGAGGCGACCCUGGCAGCAGAACGCUUUGAGCAAGGUUCCCCUCCAGUUGUCAGCAGUCAGGUGGCACCACCUGAGGAGCAACCUGAUCGGGUGUGUAGGUCUUUGGCACGUGAUUUUAGCAAUGCUAACCUUGGCAAACCCGAUGACAACACAGGUCGUCCUCAGGUGAGCUUGGUUGAUACACCUGGUGAAGAGCUUCACACAGCAUCUGGCAAUGGCCAAGGCAACGCGGCAACUCAGGACACUUCCGCCACUCCUUUGCAUCACCCCGAAGCAUCAGCCCCAAAGGGUUUGGAUGAGGCAUUGGGAGGAGGUUCAGGGAAGCAAGAGGUUCAGGAAUCAAAGAAGGAUGUGAAGGAUGAGAAGGAGGUGGAGGAACGACAGCAGGAUGUGAAGGAUGAGAAAGAGGUGGAGGAAUCAAAGGAGGAUAUGAAGGAUGAGAAAGAGGUGGAGGAACGAAAGAAGGUCAUGAAGGAUGAGAAAGAGGUGGGGGAAUCAAAGAAGGAUGUGAAGGAUGAGGAGGUGGAGGAACCAAAGGAAGAUGUGAAGGAUGAGAAAGAGGUGGAGGAACGAAAGAAUGUCGUGAAGGAUGAGAAAGAGGUGGGGGAAUCAAAGGAGGAUGUGAGGGAUGUAGUAGGUGAAGCAGCUUUGGAGAGGAAGGAGCGAAGGGCGCAUGAAGAUGAGGUGGAAAAUGAUCAGGAACAGGCGGAGGAACACACAGUGACACACGAUGAGUCUCUUGAGCAAGGCACAGCAACCCUCGAACCCCGACAGCACCCUAGUGAAAAUACUGGGCAAGUUGAUGACAGUCAGCAUGUUCUUGAACCUGUGUCGAAAAAGGCCAAGACCAAGAAGUGUGACACUGCACCCCCGGUAGUGCUAGAGGUUGAGGAAACCCAAGUUGAGACCAUUGAGGAUGACAACCCCCCUGCCGAGACACUCGAGGCAAAAGCAGCAGCGAAACGAAAGUGCAAGAAAGGUUCCGCACCAGUGGAGGUUGUUGCAUCAGAUGAUGAAGGCAAUGCUGCACCUGAGGCAGAGGAGACAGAAGUGGCAUCACAGCAGGCUUCGUCCAAGAAGAAGGUUCGCAGCAGGGCUGUUAGAAAGGCCACGGGCAAGGCAAAGUCAAAAGCAAACGCCGCUGCAUCGGCUGCAAGCACUGAAGACACAGCAAACAAACGCAAGGAGCAGGACAAUGUCAAGUAUGAGGUUGUCAACCAAGAAGGGAAGACUGACAUUAAUUCUGCCUUUGGGUGGGAGGAGGAGGAGCAGGAGCAGGAUCACCAGCAAGGAGAAUCAAGUGCCAGCAGCAAUUUGGACACAGAGGAAAGCAGCACAGCCCCAUCUCAGCAGCAGCCAGCCCCAGAGGAGCAUGAGGAGCCUGAGGAUCCGAAGGAGCCCAAGCUGCCAUCCUUUGCCCGUCGACCCGUGGAGUGGUGGGAGUGGUGCAUGAAGGCCUUUGGCCAGGAUCAGUCGCUGGAGGAAAAGACGCAGUUCACGGAGGCUGCAUUCAAACAAAUCCAGCCCUUCCUGAAGGAUACCUGCUUAGAGCUGACGUCUAUGCCGUAUGGAUUACCACGAGGAUCCUUGAACCUGGCCAAAUUUGGAGUGGGCCCGCGAUCCGUUCGAGGUGACCAGGGCUCGUUGAUUGUGUUGCAAGCGGAGAAGCAGAAGCUCCAAGAAGGUGAACAGCGUCCUGUGCCGACACCAGUUCGUGCUUUGGGUGAAGCGGGGCCGGAGGAUGAGACGGUUCCUGCAGACUUAGAUUCAUUCGAAGUCCUGCAGCUUUCGCUGGAUCCAUACAUGGGGCAGUUGGUGGAAGAACCUUUGGAGGCUGGUGUUAAUGGCUCGUAUGAGUUGGACCUCAUGGCUGCCUUGAAGGGUUUGGUAGAGGAUGUGCCCAAGGCUGAAGAUCAACAGGGUGGUGACUCUGCACCGGCUCCCAGCCCUGCUUCCGGUGGAGACAACAAUGAUGUGAAGGUACUUCGCCGAUUGUUUACACCGCGUAAAGAUGGAAGCUACUUAGUCCCCAUGGAAUUUGUCGAGAAAUUCAAAGAUAUCGCUGGUGGUGGCAGGGCAGAGGUUUUGCGCUUAUACAAAGACAAGUGCAAUGGAAAUAAGGAUUCCUUCAUCCACACCUGUCGCAAGAAGGUGGAGCGAAUCAAGGAAGACGACCUCUGGGCUGAUGGAGAGUUCAUGACCGAGCAAGAUAUGAUUGAUGACAACUACCGACAGGAUCCUGUUUGCACUCUCAGCGGGACCCGCAUCCAAGCCAUCAUAGCGGAGUGCAGGAAGCACAAGGGUUGGGUCCGGAGAGACAAAUAUGAGAAGAACGUUGAAUGCUUCUGGGUUGAGACCAAGGUUGGCGGCCGAAAGCUGAAAAGAAGGCGGGAAACCAUUUGUGAGGAUGACAGCAUGUCGGAGGACGAAGCUGGGAAGUUCAAGAAGGAGUUUGAUGAUAAUGCCAUGUUGGCCAAGCGAGCUGCUGAUAUCGAUUCUGCCCUAUGCAAGGUUGAGACGGAAAUCACCCGUGUGAACACCAAGGGAAUCAUCGACAGUUUCUCCAGUGAGUUGCUUGGCUUCUUUGGCAAUCCCAACCUGGCCCACCCCCAGUAUAAAUAA